UCCCUCCCUCUCUCUCCUCCGCUCCAUCUCUCUGUGAGCAGUAAUCUCCAGUUGCUCUCGCUGUCUUGCAGCUCUCUGCCCUGCCACAGUGCAUCUCUCUCUCUAUCUCUCUCUCGCUCUCCCUCAGCUUCACUUUUUCCCCAGUGAGGAUGACAUCCCCGAAUUUGAUGAACCAGCGCAGCUCUCAUUCUGGCUGGUGGCUUCCGAGGGAGACCCCAUAUGAGCGGGUUUACUGGACGAGGAGGUGCCGCAUCUAAGGAGCUUGGUAGAAGACCUGUCAGCUGCAGCAGUGUCUGAAUUAGAGACUGCAUCCAUCAACUCUGCAUACGGUCAUCUCCUCUUGAAAAAACGCCAUUCAUCUAAAAACUCAAAUCCCCGGAUUUGCCGGACACAUGUCACAGGUUGAGCAGGAGAUCUCACCUGUCCAGAGGAAGAUGUCUGACCUUGAGUCAGUGCUGCAGCAGAAGGAUAUAGAGUUGAAGGCUUCAGAGACCCAGAGGACUAUCCUGGAACAGGAUCUGGCGACCUAUAUCACAGAAUGCAGUAGUCUCAAGCGUAGUUUGGAACAGGCUAGAAUGGAGGUGUCACAGGAGGAUGAUAAAGCGCUGCAGCUCCUUCAUGACAUCCGCGAACAGAGCAACAAGCUUCAGGAGAUAAAAGAGCAGGAAUAUCACGCCCAGCUGGAAGAGAUGAGAGUCUCUAUCAGACAGCUGGAGGAGGACCUGUCGGCCGCCCGUCGUCGCAGCGACCUGUAUGAGGCGGAGCUGAAAGAGUCCCGACAGUCCAGCGAGGAGCUGAAGAGGAAGGCUGCAGACUACCAGCACAGGAUGCAGAAGGUUAAAGAGCAGGGCAGAACUGAGGUAGAGGAUGUGCUCACCAAGCUGGAGAAGGCCAAUGUUGAGCAACAGACAAAGAUCCACGAUCUUCAAGAGAAGCUCACCAAGGCCUUGAAAGCCAGUGGUGAGGCUACAGACCUCCUUCAGAGUAUGAGACUGGCCAAAGAGCGCAUGGAACGAGAUCUGGAGAGGUUCCAGAACAAGGAAGACUCCAGUGACAGCCUGCGUAGACGCCUCCGUGAGACCGAGGAUGGCAGGAAGACUCUUGAGAACCAGGUGAAGAGACUGGAGAUUGUUGAGCGCCGAGAGACUAAAUUGAAAGAUGAAAUCCAGAGCAAGGCCCAGCAGAUUCAGCAGAUGGCAGAUAAGAUUCUGGAGCUGGAGGAGAAUCUGCGAGAGACUCAUUCCACAGCCCAGCGGCUGGAGACUCAUCUGAAGCAAAAGGAGCAGCUCUAUGAAGACAAGAUAAAGGUGCUGGAAACCCAGAUGAAGGCGGACAUGGCCGAUAAGGAGAUGCUGGAGUCCAGUCAGAGCAGAUAUGAGGAGGAGGUGCGGGAAAAGUGCAGCAUCAUCGGUGACCAGAAGGCGACCAUAAACGCUAUGGACUCCAAGAUGAACAGCCUGGAGCAGAGAAUUGCUGAGCUGUCUGAGGCAAACAAACUGGCAGCCAACAGCAGUAUCUACACACAGAAAAACAUGAAAGCCCAGGAGGAGAUGAUUUCAGAGCUUCGCCAGCAGAAAUUCUAUUUGGAGUCUCAGGCUGGGAAGUUGGAGGCCCAGAAUGCCAAACUGGAAGAGCAUCUAGAGAAAAUGAGUCAGCAGGAGCAAAGCAAUAAGAGCCGUGUGCUGGAGCAGGAAACCAGGCUCAGAGAGAUCGGGCUGGAGCACGAGGAACAGAAGCUGGAGAUAAAGCGCCAAGUGUCGGAGCUGACCCUGUCGCUGCAAGAGCGCGAGUCCCAGAUCAGCAACCUGCAGGCAGCUCGCCGUGCUGUGGAGAACCAACUGCAGCACGCCAAGACUGAGCUGGAGGAGACCACUGCAGAGGCUGAGGAGGAGAUCACUGUGCUCAGAGCCCACAGGGAUGAGAUACAACGCAAGUUUGAUACCUUGAGAGACAGUUGUGCGGUGAUCACAGAUCUGGAGGAGCAGCUGACCACACUCACUCAGGAAAACGCUGAGCUGAACCGUCAGAACUUCUACUUGUCCAAGCAGCUGGACGAGGCCUCGGAUGAGAGAGAAGACCGCCUGCAGCUCAGCCAGGACGUGGACAGACUUCGUCGGGAAGUGGCCGACCGCGAGAUGCACCUGAACAACCAGAAACAGAACCUUGAGACACUGAAGACCACCUGCACCAUGCUGGAGGAGCAGGUUCUCGAGCUGGAGACCCUGAACGAUGAGCUGCUGGAGAAGGAGAGACAGUGGGAGGCCUGGAGGGCGACACUGGAGGAGGAGAAGAACCAGGCUGAGAGGAGGACCAGGGACAUCCAGAGACUGCUGGACAUAGAGAAACAGAACAGGCUUCGUUCAGAGCAGCGCAGCUCAGAGUCUCGUCAGGCUGUGGACCAGGCAGUAAAGGAACACAAAGCUGAGAUCCUGGCCCUGCAGCAGGCCCUCAAAGACCAGAAACUCAAAGCUGAGAGCCUUGCAGACACUAUGAAUGACCUGGAGAAGAAGCAUGCCAUGCUGGAGAUGAAUGCCCGCAGUUUGCAGCAAAAGCUGGAGAGUGAGAGGGAUCUGAAGCAGAGACUGCUGGAAGAGCAAGAGAAACUGCAGCAGCAGAUGGACGCUCAGAAGACCCACAUCUUCCGCCUGACCCAGGGUCUGCAGGACGCUCUGGACCAGACUGACCUGCUGAAAACUGAGAGGACCGACCUGGAAUACCAGCUGGAGAAUAUCCAGCUCCACCUGCAGGCCGUGUACUCUCAUGAGAAGGUGAAAAUGGAGGGGACCAUCACCCAGCAGACCAAGCUCAUCGACUUCCUCCAGUCCCAGGCCCACGGCGGCUCCAAGAAGAAAAAGGGUCUGUUUGGCCGUCGUCGAGAGGACCUGUUGGCUGCCAUGGCUGCUCAGGCCCAGGCUCAAGGGCAGAGUCAAGGCCAGGUUUCCCCGGUGCCCAGCAUCCAGCCAGUUCCUCUGCAGUACAGCGACAUGAAGGUGGCUCUGGAAAAAGAGCGCACACGCUGCACAGACCUGGAAGAAGCGCUGCAGAAGAUGAGAUCUGAGCUGCGGUCUCUCAGAGAGGAAGCGCUCCAGUAUAAAGAUCAUGGUAACUCCUCAAACCCGGCCCGGCAGCAGAUGAUUAUGUCUGCCAUGGUAAAGUCUCCUGAACACCAGCAGGGCCCGAGCAGCCUGGCACCCGCCAACUCUGGACGUAGGAAGGAGACGGCAACACCUGAAGAGUAUAGCCGUCGUAUGAAGGACAGUCAGAGGGACAGAGAGAGGGAGAGGGAGAGAGUGGUGCACCACAACACCCCCCAUCGCUUCACAGUGGGACUCAAUAUGAGAGCUGCCAAGUGUACUGUGUGCCUGGAUACCGUGCACUUCGGUCGCCAAGCCGCCACCUGUCUUGAGUGUCACGCUUUGUGCCACCCGAAAUGCUCCCCCUGCCUUCCAGCCACAUGUGGCAUGUCCAGCGACUGCUCCCUGCAUCUGUCUGACGGGCUGUGUCGGGACAAAGGUAGCUCUCCAGGCCAGCAGCUCAAAGAAGCAGGUGGACACAUGCACCUGGAAGGCUGGAUGAAACUGCCCAGGAAUGGGAAGCGAGGCCAAGGCUGGGAGAGGAAGUAUGUGGUCCUGGAUGGGACCAAAGUGUCCAUCUACGAGAUAGAGCCCAGGGAAGAGUCUGUGAAGCCGCUGGAGGAGUUCGACCUGUGUCUGUCAGAUGGAGAGGUGAUGGUGCACGGAGCUGUAGGAGCAUCUGAGCUGCCAAACACGGCCAAGUCAGAUGUUCCUUAUGUCCUGAAGCUGGAGUCUGGUUGUCACGCCCCCUGCUGGCCUGGACAGUCUAUUUACUUCAUGGCUCCCAGUUUCCCAGACAAACAGCGCUGGGUGGCCGUCAUAGAGUCGGUGGUGGCCGGGGGACGAGCCUCUCGGGAGAAGGCCGAGGCCGACGCAAAGCUGCUGGGAAACUCUCUGCUGAAGCUGGAGGGAGAUGACAGGCUGGACAUCAACUGCACCCUCCCUCUCACAGAUCAGAUCGUUCUGGUGGGAUCAGAAGAGGGGCUGUACGCCCUGAACGUAAUAAAGAACUCCCUGACUCACGUCCCUGGUCUCGGAUCAGUCUUUCAGAUCCACAUCAUCAAAGAGCAGGAGAAACUGCUGAUGAUCGUUGGUGAGGAGAGGGCACUGUGUCUGGUGGAGAUAAAGAGAGUUAAACAGUCUCUGGCCCAGUCCCACCUGCCCAGCCAGUCUGAUCUGGCUCCCUACAUCUUUGAGACGGUGAAGGGCUGCCAUCUGUUCGCUGCUGGGAGAAUCGAUACCUGUCCUUGUAUAUGUGCUGCGAUGCCCAACAAGAUCACCAUCCUGCGCUACAAUGACAAUCUGAACAAAUACUGCAUCCGUAAGGAGAUUGAAACUCUGGAGCCGUGCAGCUGCAUCCAUCUGACCAGCUACAGCAUCAUCAUCGGCACCAACAAGUUCUAUGAGAUUGAGAUGAAGCAGUUUGUGCUCGAGGAGUUCCUGGAUAAGAACGACAUGUCUCUGGCCUCGGCCGUGUUCGCAGCCUCGUCGCACAGUUUCCCCAUCGCCAUCAUGCAGGUGGCGAGCAGCGUGCAGAAGGAGGAGUACCUGCUGUGUUUUCACGAGUUCGGAGUGUUUGUGGACACGUACGGACGAAGAAGCCGCACUGAGGAGAUCAAGUGGAGUCGGCUGCCUCUGUCUUUUGCCUACAGAGAGCCUUACCUGUUUGUCACCUACUUCAACUCCCUGGACGUCAUCGAGGUGCAGGGACACGCAGCUCUGGGUCCUACAGUGCUGGCCCACCUCGACAUCCCCAGCCCUCGAUACCUGGGCCCAGCCAUCUCCUCCGGGGCCAUUUACCUGGCCUCGUCCUACCAGAACAAACUGCGGGUCAUCUGCUGUAAGGGAAGUCUGAUCAGAGAGUCUGGAGAGCUGCAGAGGAGCGGCUCCAGUCGAGGUAGUCCCAGCAAGCGAGGCCCCCCCACCUACACAGAGCACAUCACCAAGCGUUUGUCCUCGGGCCCCGGCAGCCAUGACGGCCUGCACAGAGAGCCCAGCACGCCGCAUCGCUACCGGGAGGGACGCACCGAAUUCCGACGGGACAAAUCCCCCGCCCGGCCGCUGGAGAGAGAGAAGUCGCCUGGCAGAGUGCUGGACAGCCGCAGGGAGAGGUCACCUGGGAGAUUCGGGGACAGCUCUCGACUCCAUGCUGGGUCUGUCCGAACACAGCUCGCCCCUGUCAACAAGGUGUGGGACCAGUCAUCAGUGUGAACCUUGACCUGCUCGUGACUCGAGGUUUGAAGAGAAACCGCUGGGAACCCUCGCUCCACACCCAUCCCCCCAUCACUCAGGCUGACUGGCAGCCUCAUUGCCUGUACAUAGUGCAGUCUCUCCUCCACGUUCGGCAACACAUCAACCUGCACUGGGAGACGUCUCCUGCGACAAUCCUCUGUUUUACUGAGUCGUGCUUUCAGUGGAUUUGGUGUCAGCGAACCUGCACUGAGCUACACAUCCAAGAGAGUCUACUUUAUAAAAUAUAUAUCCUCAAAGUUGUACAUAUUGCUGUGUUGAGUUUUUAUAGAUAAAGGGAAUAGUCGGCUGGUGAAGCCAUGUCUAUUUUUUUUUAAACUGGGUUCGAUGUUGCAGAGAGAUGAACAAUGUCAGAGGAGGUGACAUGUAUGAAGAUUUGAUCCCAAUCUGAACACAUCUCAUUUGGUUGUUUCUCAGCUCCGAGGAUCAAACAGACGUUUGGUGAAAGAUGGAGAGCAACUCGGAGGAAGCGACACUUUGCACAUGAGAUCGGAUGUGAACAGGAGUUAAAACCAUUUUUGUUACUGGACCGGUCUUUCUAUGGAUCAAAUGUCCGGUCCUCUCGCU
Platichthys flesus (European flounder) is the source of this 5891-nucleotide messenger RNA. RefSeq names its product citron Rho-interacting kinase. Gene Ontology annotation, biological process: actomyosin structure organization; peptidyl-threonine phosphorylation. The coding region runs from base 393 to 5285 and encodes 1630 amino acids. Gene Ontology annotation, molecular function: protein serine/threonine kinase activity. The transcript has 39 exons. The record is from RefSeq and is a predicted model, not a curated record. Gene Ontology annotation, cellular component: cytoskeleton; cytoplasm. NCBI's taxonomy places the organism in Eukaryota, Metazoa, Chordata, Actinopteri, Pleuronectiformes, Pleuronectidae.